This is a messenger RNA of Cryptococcus wingfieldii CBS 7118, 1416 nucleotides long. RefSeq lists its product as hypothetical. Lineage: Eukaryota; Fungi; Basidiomycota; Tremellomycetes; Tremellales; Cryptococcaceae. The transcript has 3 exons. Gene Ontology annotation, molecular function: oxidoreductase activity. The record is from RefSeq and is a predicted model, not a curated record. Bases 1 to 1416 code for a protein of 471 amino acids.
AUGUCCCAAUUCGUCCCCCCAGACGACCUCCGCGCCGCCUUCUGCACCGCCCUCUCAAACAUGUACCGCUCAGAGGUCCCUCUCUAUGGUGAUCUUGUUGAGCUGGUCGACGAGGUCAACUCGAAAGUCACCACCGCAUCUCCUGGUCUCUGGGAGGUCGGAGGUAAGCCAUCUAUCACCUACCCUCAUCUCGAGCUGACUCUUGCAGACCGCCUCCGAGUCGAGCGCCAUGGUGCUAUCCGCCUAGGCCGCCCAUGCGAACUCGCCAUGAUCGCUCGUCUCUUCCGCCUCCUCGGGAUGUUUCCCGUGGGUUACUACGACCUUUCCACCUCCGGCGUCCCCGUCCACGCUACAGCGUUCCGCCCUAUCGACCCUGCCUCUCUCGAUAAACAUCCUUUCCGCGUAUUCACCUCUCUCCUCCGGCCUGACCUUAUCCUCGAUGAGGAACUCCGGGAGCAGGUGGAAGAGAUACUCGAUGCGAGGGAUAUCUUCCACCCUGAAGUAAGGGUGCUUAUCGCCAAAGCAGAGCAAGAAGGGGGCGUAAGGCCAGAGGAUAAGGAACAGCUUGUGGAGAAGGCGCUGGAGACCUUCAAAUGGCAUGAAGCGGCGCUGGUGACGCAGGAUGUGUAUGAUAGGAUGAAGAGGACGCACCCGUUGUUGGCGGAUGUUGCGGGGUUCAAGGGGCCUCAUAUCAACCACUUGACGCCGAGGGUUUUGGAUAUCGAUAUGGUUCAGAGGAUGAUGGCUGAGCGAGGGCAAUACUUUAGUAUUCCACCGAAAAAGUAUAUCGAAGGCCCGCCUAAACGUCUUUGUCCUAUCCUCCUUCGUCAAACAUCAUUCCAGGCAUUGACAGAGCCGAUCCACUUUGCUGGUUCAUCACCCGGGGCCAUCAGCAGCGGCUCCCAUCGAGCAAGGUUUGGCGAGAUCGAAUCCCGAGGAUGUGCCCUGACUCCAAAAGGCCACGAACUCUACCAAACCCUCAUGUCCAAAACCGGCGGCCUCACCCCGACUGACGACAACGACAAAUGGCAAUCCCGCCUCUCCUCCAUCUUCUCCGCCUUCCCCGACUCGUGGCACAUCCUCCGCACCCAGCGUCUCGCCUACUUUAGAUACAAAGUCAACCCCCUCCCUUUCAACCCUCCUGAAUGCAUGUCCCUCGACGGGCUUAUUGAGGCGGGGGUGGUGACGUAUGUGCCGAUGGUGUAUGAAGAUUUCUUGCCGGCUUCGGCGGCUGGGAUCUUCCAGAGUAAUUUGGGGGAGCAUGAGCAGUUGACGGGGCAGGGGAAUGGGUCGGCGCAGGGAGAGUUGGAAAAGCAUAUCGGGGCGGGGAUUGUAGAUUACUGUGAUUUGUAUGAGAAGGCGGAGAGGGAUAGUUUGGAAGAGGUGAAGAGGCUGACGGGAUUUAGAUUGGAGUGA